CUUCAGUUCAGACAUUUCUCCCGUUCUCCUGCGAUGGCAAGCUGUGUAGCUCUGCGCUCGGCCGGGUCUGCGGCUGGAAGGCUGUUGCUGAGGCCAACCACGGCAAGUCUGGACCUCAGGAGGGGGGCAGGAGAGCAUGCUGCUGCUCCUGUCCCUCUACAGGGCAAUACUGGACACAUCAGGACAGAGGCUGACCUCCCUGUGGUCACACUACCUACAAUCGUCUACAGGCUCAUAUUUAAAGGGUAUUACAAACGCAUGCAUGAGCUGCAGCUGUAUGAAAAAAAGCUUUAUGGACCCAUGUUUAAAGUGACCACUGGUGCAGUGCACAACAUUACUCUGAGCAGUGUGGAACUGGUGGAGGAGCUGCUGAGGAAAGAUGAGAAGUUCCCAUGCAGAGGAGACAUGGCUGUAUGGACUGAAUACCGAGAUAUGAAGGGCUUAGGUUAUGGGCCUUUCACUGAGGAAGGAGAGAAGUGGUACCAACUCAGAGCUGUGCUGAAUAAACGCAUGCUGCAUCCCAAAGACUCUGUAAAGUAUGAGGAUGUAGUUAAUGGUGUGGUCACAGAUUUUGUCGAAAGGAUAAACUAUCUGCGCAAGAUGAGCCCCAGUGGAGACCUGGUGCCCAACAUGUCCAAUGAGUUGUAUCGCUUUGCUCUAGAAGGGAUUUCUCGCAUUCUGUUUGAGACCCGCAUUGGCUGUCUGCAGAACAAGAUUCCACCUGAAACUCAGGAAUUCAUUGACUCCAUUGGGAAGAUGUUCAGUUAUAGCAUAAUUGUGAGCAUUUUACCCAAGUGGACACGCAGUUGGUUGCCUCUUUGGGGACGCUACAUAGAUGGCUGGGAGGGAAUUUUUAAAUUUGCCUGUAAACUUAUUGACAAUAAGAUGGAGGACAUUCAGAGGCGUCUGGAUGCAAACCAAGAAGUUGAAGGAGAGUAUCUUACUUACCUGCUCUCCAACAACAACAUGCAGAAGAAGGAUGUGUAUGGGAGUGUUGCUGAGCUGUUAUUGGCAGGAGUGGAUACAACGUCCAACACCAUGUUGUGGGCCUUGAAUAAGCUGUCACACAAUCCAAGCGUGCAGGACAGGCUGUAUCAGGAAGUGGCCAGCACAGUCAAAGGGGACAGAAUUCCAACAGCCCAGGACAUAAACAAUAUGCCUUACCUUAAGGCAGUCAUCAAAGAGACUCUAAGGAUGUAUCCUGUUGUCCCCUUAAAUGCACGACUUCUAACAGGCAGUGAAUCAAUAAUCGGAGGACAUUUCUUCCCUAAAGAGACCACAUUUGUGAUCUAUCACUACGCAAUCAGUCAAGAUGAGAAGAUCUUCCCUGAACCACAAGCCUUUAAGCCUGAACGCUGGUUAAGGGAUGGAAGGGUGAGGCCCAACCCAUUUGGAUCCAUACCAUUCGGGUUUGGAGUGAGAGGAUGUGUUGGCCGACGUAUCGCUGAACUAGAGAUGCACCUUUCUCUGGCAAGAAUAAUCAAGCUUUUUGAAGUGAAGCCGGACCCAAAAGUAGGAGAGGUCAGAGCAAUCAACCGCACCGUUCUUGCACCAGACAGACAGGUCAACUUUUACUUCCUGGAUCGGAAAAAUUCAGCCACUUAAAGCUUUAAGAGCCGAGAUAUGAUUUCCUCACCAAUGUUUACAGUAAACAUCUUAAAAGCAGGGCACACAAUCCAGGUGCAGCACAUCUACCACCCCAAAGAAAACAGAUAUUAUAUCCUCUGCCGUGUCCUCUGAUCACUAUGACUAGCAUUAGACUCUCUGCUAACAGCAUCUCUGCUGUACACUACUGCAGUCACAUGUGUAUUCUCAUUAUACAACACUGUGUGAUCAUUAUAAAAUAUUCUAUGAAUAAUCCACAACAUUGUAUAAUAUUGUAAAAUUAUUGUAUAAAAUAUAUGAUUUCACUGAAUUGUAUGAUCAUUCCACAGCAGUGUGUACCCAUUACACAAUACUACUUGUGAACUAUGAUGAAUAGCUAUCUAAAGUACUGCAAUCUGUUUUUUUUACUGUGAUUUUAAAUAAAAUGUAUUUUGUUCAA
Molecule: messenger RNA, 2044 nt
Organism: Astyanax mexicanus (Mexican tetra)
Lineage: Eukaryota; Metazoa; Chordata; Actinopteri; Characiformes; Acestrorhamphidae
Product: sterol 26-hydroxylase, mitochondrial
Exons: 9
Coding region: 34-1605 (523 amino acids)
Biological process (GO): cellular response to peptide hormone stimulus; cholesterol metabolic process; glucocorticoid biosynthetic process
Cellular component (GO): mitochondrial inner membrane
Molecular function (GO): oxidoreductase activity, acting on paired donors, with incorporation or reduction of molecular oxygen; monooxygenase activity; iron ion binding
Source: RefSeq, a predicted model, not a curated record